Vitis riparia (riverbank grape) is the source of this 1022-nucleotide messenger RNA. RefSeq lists its product as uncharacterized. The transcript has 2 exons. NCBI's taxonomy places the organism in Eukaryota, Viridiplantae, Streptophyta, Magnoliopsida, Vitales, Vitaceae. Bases 98 to 622 code for a protein of 174 amino acids. The record is from RefSeq and is a predicted model, not a curated record.
CUAGACCCUCUUUAUAAUCCAAAACCUGCUGCUACACACAUUGUGCUCAACCAAUAGAAGAAGAAGAAGAAGAAGAAGAAGCAUCAUAAUAUCUGUCAUGGAGGAUAAGGCAACAAGAACUGAAAUGCUAGCCGUUUACAAGAAAGUAUUAGACAACAUUAUUAAUGUGAACGCGCUCUUCACAUCAGCGGUCUUCAUCGGAUUACCAUUUUCCUUCAGAACUGAAACUCUCGAGACCAGAGUAGAAUGUAAGCCAGAUGCAGGGAUCGCAAAGAGGCUGGUGGUAUUUGAAAUUUUAUCAUUCAGUUUCUUCCUUCUGUCCACCCUGCUAGCCAAGACACUGAAGCUUCACUUCUAUGUCAUUAAGAAUAAGCACAACACCAAUUUUGUACAAAAGACCAGCCGCUUGAUGUUGACAAUAGCUGCAGUAGGUACUAUUGCAGGUUGUGUCUUACUAACGUUGUCAAUGAUCCAUAUGGUUCAGAUUAGGUUAGGGAAGUUAACAUGCACUGGGAGCUCAUGGAUUGUGACUGGAUCUCUGGUGGCAAUUUUCGCUCUUGCUUUGAUCUUAUGGCUACCCACGCUUUUAAUUGCUCAGCGCAUUGCGUGGCAACCGAGCUAACCCAGGGAACAAAAAGGAGGUGAUUGUGCUUCACAUUCAUAGAAUACCCUAAAGAGUGAUAACCCAGCAGCUGUUAGUCCUGAACAAAAAGACCAAACAUAUAAAUGUAGACAUAUGAACAAUUAGGAUUCCAAAAUGACCAAAAAAAUAUUCCAUCAACCUGAUGCUUGAGCAGGAUAGCACCUGCUAAUUAAAUUGUCAAACUGUGAUGCUUUUAUAACUAGCUCAUUGCAUGCAAAUUACAGCCUAACUUUCUGUAAACUUAUUUCAUUUCCCUAGCUUUGAUUGAUAAACUACCAAGGUCACCAAUUUACUGUCCUACCAUUUUUACUUUCAGUAACUAGUUCAUUCCAUGCAAUUUAUGGCCCCAACUUUCAGUAAACUUCUUUUAUUCUCCAAA